AUGUCUCAGCCUACAGGUGCUACUCCAGGUCAAAGCAAGCCGUUUCUUCCGCCAGAACUCAGCCUUCGAAUCAUCGAAGAGUCGGAAGAAGAUUGCAUCUGUCUGGUGAACCAUCUUUCUAGGGGCCAACUGCGAUGUGACGGCGGUUUUCAGAACCAUACCGCGGUCAUCUAUACCCGUGGCGAGAAACAGAGAGACGGGUCAUUGUCUCGUGGAAGACUGGAGGCUCUCCCGAUGCAACAUCGUUGCGUCACGGGAGUCAUCCGGGCUUCAGAUACACCCGCCCUCCCGUUUGAUCCUUCGGACGACUAUUCACAUGAGCUCGAGAUCAGCCAUCUUACCAAGCGUACGAUAGUAGCUGAGCUCGGUCUGGACGAAGACAUAGCCAAUCCAGUUCUGAAUCUGGAUAAACACGCAUUCCCACCCAACUAUGAUCCCGCCAUUUUUAUCAACGUUCGCUAUAUCGGAUAUGCCUUACUCGACAGAAAUUUUAUCGCGACAGUCCCAGUUGAGAUUGGUGGCGAAGAAGAUAUUCGACAUCUCGCCGGUAUCACUAGAGAACAAACCGCAUUGACUCGUCGUCUACACCCAGACGAUGAAAAGCUGGCGUGCCAAAAGAUAAAGCAUCUCAUGAUCAGAGAGAACAACGUCUCUGCAGGCGAUAUAAGGUAUGCUCUUAAUCUGCUCCAUGGUGAUCUAGCCACUGUGCGUGAAAUCAAUAGAUGGAGCUACUAUCUGAACGGAUAUCGAGAGGAGCUUCGGACGUCUCCGUUGAUUCCCAAGUGGGAACUGCUGCAAAGUCUCGAAACGCUCUGCAUUGAUAUGACUCAACAGAUGACGCACCAAAGGGCACCCCUGCUCGGUUUACAAAUCAACAAGAUGGCGCGCUAUCUAAACCUAAAGACACUGAUACUCCUAGGUGUCCCAUGUCUGUUCAGAUAUGAUAUACAGACUCCAGAUAGCAAGGGAGGGAGAGAGGAAGCAUGGGUUGCCUAUCUUGAGGACAACCAUGAGUUCAAAUGGGAGGCCGCGCAAAUUAAACCGAUUAACUGGCUAUACCUCUUCAAGGACCUCGUGCGACCUGGUGGUCAAAUCCAUUUCAUUGCAGAUCGAGCGCCAAACACUCCGUAUUGGCCCGGCCCACGACACAGGGUUGAGGUUUUCGAGGACGGCUUACAAUAA
Molecule: messenger RNA, 1182 nt
Organism: Fusarium mangiferae
Lineage: Eukaryota; Fungi; Ascomycota; Sordariomycetes; Hypocreales; Nectriaceae
Exons: 1
Coding region: 1-1182 (393 amino acids)
Source: RefSeq, a predicted model, not a curated record